This is a messenger RNA of Sitodiplosis mosellana (orange wheat blossom midge), 875 nucleotides long. Its product is annotated as XK-related protein 6-like. The transcript has 4 exons. Gene Ontology annotation, biological process: apoptotic process involved in development; phosphatidylserine exposure on apoptotic cell surface; engulfment of apoptotic cell. Gene Ontology annotation, cellular component: plasma membrane. NCBI's taxonomy places the organism in Eukaryota, Metazoa, Arthropoda, Insecta, Diptera, Cecidomyiidae. The annotation marks the transcript as partial. The record is from RefSeq and is a predicted model, not a curated record.
CCGCAGAAAAUACUCCAAAUUUCGAUUAUUUUGUCUGGAGAAGAGAAAAUCAGCACUCCACAAAUGUUGAGCUUGUGCAGUUCAAUGUUUAGCAUGGCUUGGUGUAUCGCUUCAUAUCAUCGCUGUAUUCGACUAUCUCAAUUGGAUAAAAUUAACAUUUCAUGGAUUGGAAGCAUUGUGCAGUCGAGUUGGCAUUUAACCAUUACUGUAUCUCGAAUUUUAUCCAUAGCGAUAGUAGCGAGUUUGUUUCCAAAGCUGACAUUGCUGUGUUUCUCAAUUCAUGCAAUCCUAAUGGGACUAUGGGUAUUCAUUUUCGAUCGGUCACCAUUCUGUUCGAAUUCAUUGAUUCACAGUUUGUUUUUCUCGCUCAUUUUGGGCUUUGUGUUCAUUUUCAAUUAUAUUCUGCCAAAAGCACGACCGACUCGCUAUCGUUACGCCACAUUCUAUUCGAUUUGCUUUCUGGAAAAUAUCAUUUGUGUGGUUCUCUAUGUGACAUUCUCGAAAGAAGAAGACAAACAAGAAGACUAUUUCCUUAUCCUGUGCAUUAUGUCAAUCGUUCCAUUCAUUGUGGGUGUAUUUUUCAUGGUACUCUACUAUUUAUGGUUUCACCCAAAUCUGGUGAGCCGUCGCAUAUACCACGAUGAAGAAAGAGAAAAAGAAAUGCAGAUAUUUUCAUCGUCAGCUGAUCCAGCCGCACCAGUAUCGACAGCAUAGUCUCACGUGCAUUGGAGCCGGAGCAUCCAACAGAAGACACAUGUCUUGUAUUGACAUCAUCAUCAUUCAUAUUCUGUAUUAUUCGACAGUAUUUUUGAUAGGAAAACUAAUUGUAACGAACGAACAAACUUCUUGAAAUGAAAUAAAGACCAUAGUACAAA